CUUUUGGUAGCAUAAUGACAACUUUCACAUGAUUAAAAUAAAAUAAAUCAUAAAAGAUACUAUCAUGUUUGUCAUUUUCCUAGGGCUAUUAUUCUUUCCCUGGGCAGCAGCAUCUUCACCCUCUUGCUUAAUCCUUAACCUCUCCACCAACAAACAACAUUUUCAUUCCAUUCCUAGUAUCAACAAACCAUAAUGUCUAAAACCCUCAUCACCCUUGCCUCUCACUCUCUCUUCCCCCUUCUUGCCCUCCCUGCUCUCUUCUGGGCUCUCAACAGGCUCAAACCCAGGCAAACCAAGCUUGUGUUCUAUGUCCAUGAUUACCUCUCUGGUGAAAACACAUCAGCAAUCUCAGUGGCAGGAAGGGAUGGGCCCAAAACCAGUGUCCUCCAAUUUGGGACCAUUAUUGCAGUGGAUGAUCCAGUUACAGUGGGCCCAGAUCCAAAGUCCAAGGAGAUUGGUAGGGCCCAAGGCCUGUACAUAAACUCCCAGCUGGAUGGGAAAGGGCUGCACUUAGUUUUCUCAGUGAUUUUCACAGAAGGGGAGUAUAAAGGCAGCAGCUUGGAGAUUCAAGGGGCAGAUAUUUUUAGCAUGAAGGAAAGAGAGUUUUCUGUGGUCUCAGGGACUGGGUUUUUUAGGUUUGUGAAGGGGUUUGGGAUUAUGACCACUGAGUUCAUGGACAUACCUAACCUGAAGGCUAUUCUCAAGCUUGAUAUCACUGUCAGACAUUACUAAUAAAUAGUAUAGAAUCUGAAUUGGUAUAUGUGGCAUCUCAUCUUUAGUUUGCUUGCUCUUUUAUAGUUCUAAUGUUAUAAUCAAAGAGGUAUUUUUGUAAUUUGUAAUGUCUGAUGUUUGGUCCAUUCCAUUUAAUUCCACUGUCCUACCUCAAUGCAUGCUAGCUACCUAAGCCA
Ipomoea triloba (trilobed morning glory) is the source of this 908-nucleotide messenger RNA. RefSeq names its product dirigent protein 11-like. Bases 193 to 732 code for a protein of 179 amino acids. The record is from RefSeq and is a predicted model, not a curated record. Lineage: Eukaryota; Viridiplantae; Streptophyta; Magnoliopsida; Solanales; Convolvulaceae. The transcript has a single exon.